This is a messenger RNA of Bacillus rossius redtenbacheri, 11251 nucleotides long. RefSeq names its product tubulin beta chain-like. Gene Ontology annotation, molecular function: GTP binding; structural constituent of cytoskeleton; GTPase activity. Gene Ontology annotation, cellular component: cytoplasm; microtubule. Bases 129 to 1469 code for a protein of 446 amino acids. The transcript has 8 exons. Gene Ontology annotation, biological process: mitotic cell cycle; microtubule cytoskeleton organization. The record is from RefSeq and is a predicted model, not a curated record. NCBI's taxonomy places the organism in Eukaryota, Metazoa, Arthropoda, Insecta, Phasmatodea, Bacillidae.
GUCAGGCGGCGGAGGGGAAGGGAGCAGACAGCCGCUCGCGCCACGGAGAAAACCAGUAGCAGCUCCAUUCUCUCUCCGGCCUCGCACACCGGCAGAGCCAUUGAAGAUACGCCCUUCGAGCAGGCAACAUGAGGGAGAUCGUGCACGUCCAGGCCGGCCAAUGCGGCAACCAGAUCGGAGCGAAGUUCUGGGAGGUGAUAUCCGAGGAGCACGGCAUCGACUGCACGGGCACUUACAACGGCACGUCGGACCUGCAGCUGGAGAGGAUUAACGUCUACUACAACGAGGCUUCUGGCGGCAAGUACGUCCCGCGGUCCGUGCUGCUGGACCUGGAGCCCGGCACCAUGGACGCCGUGCGCUCGGGCCGCUACGGCCAGAUCUUCCGGCCCGACAACUUCGUGUUCGGCCAGAGCGGCGCGGGCAACAACUGGGCCAAGGGCCACUACACGGAGGGCGCCGAACUGGUGGACGCAGUGCUGGACGUGGUGCGCAAGGAGGCGGAGGGCUGCGACUGCCUGCAGGGCUUCCAGCUGACGCACUCGCUGGGCGGCGGCACGGGCUCGGGCAUGGGCACGCUGCUCAUCUCCAAGGUCCGCGAGGAGUACCCCGACCGCAUCAUGAACACCUACUCCGUCAUGCCCUCCCCGAAGGUGUCCGACACUGUGGUGGAGCCCUACAACGCCACCCUGUCGGUGCACCAGCUGGUGGAGAACACGGACGAGACGUACUGCAUCGACAACGAGGCGCUCUACGACAUCUGCUUCAGGACCCUGAAGCUGCCCAACCCCUCGUACGGCGACCUCAACCACCUGGUGUCGCUGACCAUGUCCGGGGUCACGACGUGCCUCAGGUUCCCCGGGCAGCUGAACGCAGACCUGCGUAAGCUGGCCGUAAACAUGGUGCCUUUCCCCCGCCUGCACUUCUUCAUGCCGGCCUUCGCCCCGCUGACCGCCCGCGGGAACCAGCAGUACUGCGCCCUCACCGUCGCCGAGCUCACCCAGCAGAUGUUCGACGCCAAGAACAUGAUGGCCGCCUGCGACCCGCGCCACGGCCGCUACCUCACCGUCGCCGCCAUCUUCAGGGGCCGGAUGUCUAUGAAGGAGGUGGACGAACAGAUGAUGAGUGUGCAGAACAAAAACAGCAGUUAUUUUGUUGAGUGGAUCCCUAAUAACGUGAAGACUGCCGUCUGUGAUAUCCCUCCCAAAGGCCUCAAGAUGUCGUCCACUUUCAUCAGCAACACGACGGCCAUCCAGGAGCUGUUCAAGCGAGUCUCCGAGCAGUUCUCCGCGAUGUUCCGUCGCAAGGCGUUCCUCCACUGGUACACGGGGGAGGGGAUGGACGAAAUGGAGUUCACGGAGGCGGAGUCGAACAUGAACGACCUGAUAUCCGAAUACCAGCAGUACCAGGAGGCCACAGCUGAGGAUGACUUUGAGGAAGGUGAAAUGGAUGAAGAGGAUCCUGAAAACUAAAAAAAAGACUUACAUUGUUUUGCACUUGAAUUUACAGGAGGUCAAAGAAGAGAUUAUGAGGAAACAUUAUUUAAAAACCACUGUAAAUGGGUGAAUUACUUGAUUGCGUACCGAAAUUGCACCCUCAAAACGUAAAAAUUUGAACUAUUACAAUCACCAAGUGCCAUUCAGUCUUUGUUUCUUUUGAUAAUGCUUUGCAUUCAGUGCACCGAAAGAAGCUACAUAAAAUGUUUUCUCUGAAAACAUUUUAUGUAGCUUCUUUUUGGUGGACUCAAUGCAAAGCAUUAUCAAAAAAACAAGAUUUUUGGACUAUAUGUUAAACAUCAUAUUGUCAGUUUUCUGAGUUCAUACAUAUUCAUAAGUUAUUCUUAAGUGCUUAGUAAAGAACCCAUUUACGGAGGUUUGAGGAGUAAGUGUCCAGGGAAAUAUAUUCUGCAGUGGCCUUCUGAGUGAUUGAACAUUGAGAUAUUUUACCAGUUUUUUUAGAUAUUUUGUGAAUUUGUAUCAACAUGUAAAUUUUUUGGUUAUAUAGUAAAAUUUUUUUAUAUUUCGCAAUGAGAUGUUUUUUAUUAUUCUUCGUGGUAGUGCAAUGCAAAGUCUUCGAAGUGUGUUUCAAUUUUCCAAGCAACACACACUUCCACCUAAGCCAUAUAUGUAUUUAUAAAAUCGCAUGUUUCUGUCAGCACUUCAAUAUUGCUAAAUGCAUGAAGUGUAACAAAAAAUAUAAAAGUCUGAAAUUUAUUUAGCAAGCUCAUGGUUAAUUACGGCAUAAUGUACACACCCUUCAAAAAAAUUUUUUGAAUGCAGCUUACUGUUUUAUUUAAUGGUGAGACCUCUCGUGAUUGGCUGCCUAUCCAAGAUCCCCUAGCAAGUAUACAUAGUCCAAUCACCUAGCUCUGUUGAUUUCUAAAUCCUGAAUAUGUAUGUUGCAAUGCAGAGGGAAACAUUUGUCCAGCCUCCAGCAGUGCAUUCAUGUUAAGGGGGAUUAGGCCUCACCAUCUUAGAUUUUUCCUUUUUGCUAUAAUUCUAAUUUUGAACUAUGUAUCCCAAUUUUUGUUAUGUCAAGGAUCUCCCAGAAUUACUAUACCUUGAAAGGAUAUAUACCACCCGCUCCGAAAUCUUAAAGAAAAAAGUAUUAUUCCAACCAACAAAAGGGAAUUAUUUGAAAGCAAACUGUGGGCAAAAAGGUUCUAUCGCCAAUCCCCGCUCCUGGCCCCCUGUCCAAAGAAUGAAAUUAUGCAUAAGCUCCUGCUGUUAGGUAUAUCUACUUAAAAAAAAAAAACUUAGAAAAAUGUACAUAUUUUACUUUAAGUAUUUAAAUAUUAUCAAGAUAUGAAAUAACAAAUUGCCUUGGAAGAUUCUUCGCUGCCCAACAGUUUCUUCACUCAUCGUCAUCCUCAUCGUCGUCUUCCCCGCCAUCGGAGCCCAGGUCCACAACUGCCUCUUGGUGUUCCAAGUACUCUUGGACGAGGCUGUUCAUGUUGAACUCCGCCUCCUUGAACUCUGACUCUUCCAUUCCCUCCCCGGUGUACCAAUGGAGGAAGGCUUUGCGGCGGUACAUGGCUGUGAAUUGUUUACCGAAACGACGAAACAGCUCCUGCGAAAGGAACGAGUGAAGCUUUAAGGCUAAGUUUUGCACGCCGUGGUGAUAAUUCUACGUUAUAUUUUGUGUCUCACCAUUAUUUUUUUUUAUUUGCAACAUUAGAAUACACAAAUUUUCUCGUUAUCGAGGUUAGAUGUUGCAAAUCACUGGUGAGUACAGAAUGACUAGCUCACUUUAUAUUUGUUUUGUAAAUUUUUUAUAGGUAGAAUAAGUGUAAUAAAUUGAAUGUAAAAAUUUGCGCAAGUGACUGAUGUGGAAACUUGUGCGACGAUACACUAAUUUUAUUACGUUUAGUGAACAUCCGUCUAAAAUAUUUGUGAGAACAUUGAAUGGAAGGGAGGUAACGUGUUAAGAUAUCAGUUUUAACCCUCAAAUACAUAAUAGUAAUUAUGAUAAAAUAAAUAAAAUUAAAAUGGUGUGUGAUACCUUGUCUCAAGAGUGGACCAGUCACUACAGUAUGUGGCUCUAGUGAACUUUUAUAGCAAAACUAUAUACUGUUCCUUUCAAGUGUUAUGAAACUCCUAGCGGACAUACUAUAUCUGCCAUAUGUGUUUUAAUGUAAUCUACUGAAGGAGUUGAUCUCUCAAAGUGGGGAUUUUUGUACUUCUUUUCCCCAUUUAAAUGAAGUUCCAUGGUUUGAACUUAAAGGAUCUGGAUUUAAAUUUACAUUAUAUCGAACUCAAACAUGCGAAGAAUGUCAUCGUGGUACUUCUCUAAACAAUAUUAAAUCAAUCUGUCAGUUAUGGACUGGUGUUUCGAGGACGCUGCGAAACGCUGCAACGUUACCUGACAAUACUAUAUUGUCGCGGGUUGAAAUUUUGCAGGGUUGUUGAAAUCAAAUUUAGGGACUUUACUGACGGGACUCUGGGCUGGCUGCUCUGUUCACUCGUCAGCGCAAGUGGCGUGACCAUGUAAUUGGGGCACGGGGCCGGCGCGGCGCGCUGCGGGCUUGCAGAAUUUUGUUUGUUUGUUUGGCCGCGCGCUGGCGCAGCCACGGGCCGCAGUUACUGGGGCGCGCUGUCGUAACAAGCCGCGCGGUGUGGCCUGCACAUUGGGGUAGAGGGGGGGUAGUCUUCCCAGAUGUUCUAGUUAGUUGUUUAGUAAAUUUGACUUCAAUAACGAGCUUUUGUUAUGCUAGGCGCGGCAGGGCGCGCGAAUUUAAGCGCAAGUGAUUGGUGACUCGGGGCUCACUCAGGCGGAGGCUAUGCGUCUCACCUGUGGUCACGAGUUGUUAGUUCGUUCGUGAUGUAGGAAUUCAGGCUCACUCAGGCGGAGGCUAUGCGUCUCACCUGUGGUCACGAGUUGUUAGUUCGUUCGUGAUGUAGGAAUUCAAGCUUUCGGGCAGAAGCUAUGGCCGACGCCAGAGGCCACGAGUCGUUUAAUUUAAGUUAGGUCAUAAUGUAGUCAUCUUCAAGCUUUCGGGCGGAGGCAAUGGCCUUCGUCACUAGUCGUUUAGUUAUAAUUUUUAAAAUGUAAUGUUCGUUCGGAUUUUAAGGGCAGGAGAGGCCCCUACGUUAGUUUUAAGUAAUCGAUCAAGAAAGGCUUUUCGGAAAAUGUGAGUAUGGACUUAUCUUUGUUUUAAUUUUAAGUAUUAAUUAUGAUUUGAGGUAUUCGGAAGGACUAGGGAAGUGUUUAGUGAAGUUCUCUCAUUCUCUCUCUUGUAAGGUCGUUCAAUCGUUAAGGAAGUAAAGAGAUUAUUGUUUUAAAUUGUAAUCCCGCUAUUUAAAUGUUCUUUAAAAUGAUGUUGAGUAUUUGACUUUAAGAAUAAAAUAAUUUUAAUUAAGUAUUAUGUUAUUUUGCAAAAUCUCCUUAGUUCAGCUCUCACCAGACAUCCUGUACGGGAUGACGAACCUAUGAUCCUAGGUACAGUAAAGUAUUUUAUGAAGUUAAGACUAGUUGAUGCCAAGCGAGUUGUUUCUAUGUAAAGAGCUACGAUUCUCGCCCCCCCCCCCCCUCUGAAGGUGGAUCGUGACAGAAAUGGUAGAGUUCGCCGGAUAGGUUCUAUUUCUGGAGAGAGAGAGAGGUAGAUUUUUAUGUUUAUUAUUAAGUUAGUUUCAGCUUCUGAUAGCAGGUUAUUAAGAGUUUACUUGAGGAGAGGAUUACGGAAUUUUAGUCUAUAGUGGAGGAAGUCUUUGAGAUUUUUUUUUUGACGUAACAGAUGUUUAUUUGAGGAUACUUGUAAGGAUAAAGUUUAUAGUGAUAAGUUGUUUUAAGUCGUUGAAUUUAUUGUAGAUUUAUAUCGGGGAUUAUUACGUGAGGAGAAUACGUUAUAAGUUAAAUGCUUAUUAGAGAUAAUGCAAGUGGUUUAAUUUAAUUGAAGUUCAUUUUAAGAUUGUAGGUUAAGAGAAUUAUAAUUUAAAAUAAAGUUUUUUGUCGUAAAUAGGAAUUAUUUUCAAGUGAAGUUUGUUUUGUUGUCGUGCGCGUAGGAGACGAGACGUACGAAUUAAAUCAGUCGAGGGAAGGAUAAACGUUAGAAAGGAAUUAAAGAGAAAACGAGAGUUUAUGUAAAAGAGAGUUAUAGAAUUUAUAGUGAUGUUUUGUUUUAAUUAGAAAAAUGUUGAGAGUUGUUUCAGAACGACACGUCAGUGGACGUGGCAGAGUGAACACGUGACGGGGAGGUGCUGAGACCUAGCGGAGAACGGAGGAACCGCAAGCGAGGGUUGGCGCACCUGAUGGAAUUCGGUGACGUCACGGGCUCAUACGGAGACGUGGACAGGCCGUGACCUUGUUUUGAUCAGCUGUACGGUAACUUAGCGAUAAGAAAAUAGACUAUUGGUUAAAUAAAUUUAAAUUUAAGUGUGUUUUAGGAGAAGAGGAACUUUCAGUAUGUAAGUAAUUUAAUUUAAGAAGUGUAUGAUGUAUAGGCUAGAAGUGUUUCGUUGUAAGUUGUUUAUGUUUUUGUUAGUUAAAUUCUACCUCGGUUUUAAAAAUAUUUUUUUGGGAUUUGUAAACAUUAUUAAGGAGGUACACUAUAAAAUCGAUAAGCAUUGAGAAAAGUGGGAAGGAUAGUUUUUGUGUGUAGAGGGAAUUUACUCCAAGGGAACAGAGAGACAAAAUUAAUGUUUUCUUUAGGGCGAGGGACCCUAAGGUGAGGUGUUGUGUCCCUGGGAAGUAGGGAUUGUAGAACAGACCCAUAGGAGAUGGGCUAUCUACGUGAAUUAAGGGUUAGGAGAAUCCUGAGUGUUGUUAGUAGUUUGGGGCAGGAGUUCCCCAUGGUAGUACCGAAGUGGCUAUCCUGUAUGGGAUAGGGUACCAUUUCAAUGAAGUUUGUUGGUGGGGUUAGAGCCCCCUGUGUAGUGGGCCUAUAGCAGAUAGGCACUACAGUGAAAUUUUUGGUUAUUUUGUGAGGUAAAUUCCCUGGAGGUUAAGUAAGAUUGGAUUCAGUUAGGAAGGAGGGAAAUGAGAAACAUUGCUGUAGAGAGUUAGUGUACUUGCCUAAUGUGAAAUUGAAUUUUACUAAAUUAAUUUAGGAGAAAGUUUUGUUCGGUAAAUAAAUAAUAAUGGAAGAUAGCUAGAUAAUUAAUUAAUUUUUUUUGAGUAAGGUGUUUUAAGUAAUGAAAUAAAAUAAGGUGAAGUAAUUUGAAUAAUUGGGGAGGAGUUUCUUUAAGAGUUUAGAUAAUUGUUUUUGAAUUUAUUGAGAUAUUCAGCCAGUGAAGUUUGAGUGUGAGAGAUACAGUGAGAUUUUAAGGAAAUCGGUUGUUUAUUAAUUAGGACAAAUGAGAUUUUAUGAUUAAGAGUCAGUAAGCAUAGUUAAAAUUUACGACAUGAUAUUUGUUGACAGUUUACAGUUAUUAAGGAGAAAACAGAGUAAUCUAUUUAUUUUUAUUUUAAUGGUUUGAAGAUAAGAUUAUGAAUUUUUUUUUGGAAGUUUCUUUGGCAUGUUGGAAUAAUUUUUUUUGAUUUUUAGAAUUUACAGAGAAAAUUUAAUUGAUUUACAUUAGUUUGGAAGUAUGGAGGUUUAGUGUUCGAUUAGCCCUAACUUGAUGGUCGGAUCCCAAAAGAAUGCCGUAAAACCGAUAGCCAAUUGAGAGGAAUGCGGUAGGCGCUUGUGUAGAGAGGGGUUGUGGGAAAACUCCUUGGGACUGAUGGCAGAUCAGGGGCCCUAAAUAGUGUGUGAUGCUGUAAAACCAGUGCAGGGAAAGCCUGGUAUGCUUAAAUUUUUGGGCACAGGUUAUGUAAACCUGGGGUUCCAUGGGAUUUAGUCAUGUUAGCUGCUGUGGGACAUUGAGAUUUCCAGGCUCCAUAGUAAAGUCAAUGUAAAUUUUUGUUUUCUUAAAAUAAUAAAUUUGUUUUUAAUUUAUUUGAGAUAUUUGAUUUGGAACAGUGAAUACAGACCCCGAGGAAUAAGAGUUAUGCUGUGAGAGGAGAAGGUGGUAGGCCUAAAGGGUACAGGCACCACAGAGGUUAUGUGCAUUGCAUAAUUUAAAUAUAAGGAAACUUGAGAAUUUGAAAUUUUGUUGUUGGGUUGGACACCCAUAAGAAGAGUAUAGGCAGAAUUUUUAUUGUUAUGAGAUGUCUAAUUUAAUUGAAAAGAAGAAAGUUUAAAGAUGCAAGGUAACAUUAUUAUUGUAAUAAUUGAAAGAGAUUAAGAGGUAGAGAGAAAUAGGCAGUUUUUGUUUGUAAGUACUAAAGUUUACAUAUAGAAAUUUAGUAACUAAGAAUGAAUAAUAAGUUAAGUCUAGUGUAAAAGUUUUUUUUAAGUUUGUUAAGUUAAGAGUCACAAGUAAAUUUUUUUUUAGAGAGAAUGUCUUUGAUAGGAAGUAUUAGAAACUUAUGGGAAUUUUAGGGUAACAUAAAUAAUGUAGGUAAUGAAUAAUAAAUAGAUGGUAGGUCUUAAGUUAGGAUUAACAUUUGAAGCAGAAUUUAAUUAAGAAGAAGGAAAAUAAAUAGGCCUAAUGAAAAGAACAAAAAAGGAUUUUAUGGUAAAGCAUUUUUUUAAGUAAUAAACAAUGAAUAAUAAUGUUGUUUCAGGGUAAUGUGUACUAAUAAUACAAUUUUUUUUUAGGACCAAAGAACAGGAAUUAUGUAAUUUAAAUUAACAUGUAUUUUUGAAACUGUUACAGAUUCCUUAAGAUGAGCUGAGCAGCAGUCCAGUUUACAAGAUGACAAGAGUUCGAGAGACAAGAUACAAGAUCACUGAAACAAGAGCCAAGACUGAAGAUUCAAGAGAAGAGAAAGCGGGCAGCCAUGGACUUACAAGUGGAGAUUAAUAAGGUCAUGUAAAGUUUUAUUUUUUUUUAUGGAAGACAGUAACUGGAGUUUUUUUUUGUUAUAAACAUUAUUUACAGAACUUUUUAGGUUAUAGUAAUGUAAUGGAACUAGUGAGUUGUGGUAGCUGUCAAAAAGAACUAAUACCUUAAGUUUAAUUUUUAAAGUUAAUUUUCUUAAUUUACAGAGGGAUUAGUAGUUUUUUUUAAAACCUUAUUUAGGUUGGAAUUUAAAUACAAUAGCUUAUUAUAAAUGUGUACGAACAGUUCAAGUUCACAGUACUGAUAGGUAGGUCAGAUGAUCUUAUUGAUUUUGAUGAUUUGUUGUUUUGAGUUGAUUUUUAAGUGUUGUGAAUUAGACAAUGAAAUAGUUCUGAAAACUUAAAUUAUUUCAAGCUAAGAAAUAGUAAAGUUAAUUGUAACUCAAAGGACACCAGAAUUUAAUUUUUUUUUUGAAUUAGUAAUGUUUGAAAAUUUUAUACUUUACAAGAAAGGUUAUAAACAAACAGAUCGGAUGGAACAAGGAUGCAGUAAAUCACAAUUUCAUUUAGAAUUAUUGAUUAGCUUUUGAGGUUAUGAAGUAAAAGUAAUUAUAGUUUAAAAGUUUGAAUAAAAAAAAAUGUUUUUUUUUAUUUGUUUGAAAUAGAAAGUUUAAAAGUUAAUUAGUCAUGAUCUAGGUGGGUGAUGGGGUGGGAAUUGGCCACUCUUUUUCCCUAUAACCUCCCUAACAUGGCCUUCUAUUACAACUAACAGAAAUAAAGAAGAAGAAAAAUGAAGAAUUAUUAGUUAGAAUGUUUCUUUCAUGAAGAUACCUGAUGAACUUUUACUGUUUGGAAGAAUAGAAGCAAGAUUAAUCAGAUGUUUUACUCAGAAGAAGAAGAAGAAGAAGAUAAAGCAGUUUUAUGACUCGACAAGCCAGAGAUUGGUGUUUCCCCUCUGCGCUUCUAUUGACUACGUUGUUUACUCUCAUGGGAUAGCUGGUUCGGCACCAUGGAGAGAGAUUGGUGGGCAUUGUGGUUGCCCCCAGAAGAAAAGAAGAGUAGAAGAGGUUAUGGGUGGGUCAUGUGAACUGACCUUCAACCCAGUUACUUCGUGGGGACUAUUUGCUGUAUAGAGAAGAUCAAGACUCAAGAGUUAGGGAAAAUCAUUGGAGGUCAUGUUUCCCUUCCUUAAGUUUUUCCUAUCAAAUUAUUUGCCUGAUUAGAUUAUGCUAAGGGUGGGAUACUUUAUGUUAGCAGUUGAAUUAAUUAAUUUUAUUUUUUUGUGUGUUUGCAUCCUUGCCCAUCGAUUGCAGUUUAGUAGUUAGUUUUGUAUUUGUCAGGCGUGAUGGUAAUGCCUGUUGAUGAUGUUUCAGAAUUGUAAUCUGUUCGUGAUGAGGAUGGCACAACUCCGAAGCAGAUGUGGGGAGAAGUUGUGAGCUGCCCUGGAAGCCAGUCCAGUAGCUGUUGGAGUUGAGUGGUGUUUGCUGAUGGCCAGCCCAGGGAGCUACUCUUCUCGACAACACUGACUUCGAGGAGUUGCACCAACCUUCACGAGAUAAGAGUUUAAUUAAUUGAAACACUGUAAGGACACUUAAUUUUUUUUGAAGAACGAAAGAAGUAUGGUAAUAAACGGAAACCGAAAAAAAAAAAAUAAUAAUAAUUAUCAAGAAUUUGCACAUUGUUUAACGAAUACUGAGAAACUAAGAACAGUAAUUUAAUUUGUAAAGAGAGCUUCACUAACAGAACAAUUUUUUUAGAAUUGAGAACUCGAGCCUCUGAAGGUUCCUGUGAGAACAAACCAGAUAAAAGUUUUACAUUUAAUUUUAUGAAUACUUGUUGUUUUAAAAUAAAUCUUAUGCAGAAUCUAGAUGUAUGUUCAGACAGCAAGGAACUAAGAAAAUUAUUAUUUUUGUGAAAUGAGGAAUUUAUAGUUAUGGUUUAAUGGAAAAAGACAAUUUGUAAUUUUGAGGUAGCUCGAUGGGGCUCGAGCUCUGUGAGGGGAGGGUUAUGUCGCGGGUUGAAAUUUUGCAGGGUUGUUGAAAUCAAAUUUAGGGACUUUACUGACGGGACUCUGGGCUGGCUGCUCUGUUCACUCGUCAGCGCAAGUGGCGUGACCAUGUAAUUGGGGCACGGGGCCGGCGCGGCGCGCUGCGGGCUUGCAGAAUUUUGUUUGUUUGUUUGGCCGCGCGCUGGCGCAGCCACGGGCCGCAGUUACUGGGGCGCGCUGUCGUAACAAGCCGCGCGGUGUGGCCUGCACAUUGGGGUAGAGGGGGGGUAGUCUUCCCAGAUGUUCUAGUUAGUUGUUUAGUAAAUUUGACUUCAAUAACGAGCUUUUGUUAUGCUAGGCGCGGCAGGGCGCGCGAAUUUAAGCGCAAGUGAUUGGUGACUCGGGGCUCACUCAGGCGGAGGCUAUGCGUCUCACCUGUGGUCACGAGUUGUUAGUUCGUUCGUGAUGUAGGAAUUCAGGCUCACUCAGGCGGAGGCUAUGCGUCUCACCUGUGGUCACGAGUUGUUAGUUCGUUCGUGAUGUAGGAAUUCAAGCUUUCGGGCAGAAGCUAUGGCCGACGCCAGAGGCCACGAGUCGUUUAAUUUAAGUUAGGUCAUAAUGUAGUCAUCUUCAAGCUUUCGGGCGGAGGCAAUGGCCUUCGUCACUAGUCGUUUAGUUAUAAUUUUUAAAAUGUAAUGUUCGUUCGGAUUUUAAGGGCAGGAGAGGCCCCUACGUUAGUUUUAAGUAAUCGAUCAAGAAAGGCUUUUCGGAAAAUGUGAGUAUGGACUUAUCUUUGUUUUAAUUUUAAGUAUUAAUUAUGAUUUGAGGUAUUCGGAAGGACUAGGGAAGUGUUUAGUGAAGUUCUCUCAUUCUCUCUCUUGUAAGGUCGUUCAAUCGUUAAGGAAGUAAAGAGAUUAUUGUUUUAAAUUGUAAUCCCGCUAUUUAAAUGUUCUUUAAAAUGAUGUUGAGUAUUUGACUUUAAGAAUAAAAUAAUUUUAAUUAAG